Molecule: messenger RNA, 4284 nt
Organism: Prorocentrum cordatum
Lineage: Eukaryota; Dinophyceae; Prorocentrales; Prorocentraceae
Source: the annotation of a GenBank genome assembly
UGGUGCGCUGACCUGCCCUGCGGGGCGCGCGCCAAGGUGAGCUACCUCGGCGACCUCGUGGAUCACGAACGGGUCUCUGCAUGGCCGUCGAGGCGCGAGGAGGACGGCGAGGUUGUCGAUUCGCACUUGUACUGGGUGCUCUCGCCGGACGGGGACCUGUGGGAGGAGCUUCUGUCGGGAGCCUCCCCGGCCGACGGCCCCUCCGGCGGCGAGCGCCUGGCAGCCGACGCCGCUCCGCCCGCGGGAAACUGCAAGCUCUACGGCUUCAGGGAGAGGCUCACGCUGAAUCGGCUGGUGGAGCUGGCGGAGGAGUGCAGGGCUGCGAUGGAGGUUCGCGGGCAGACGCCCGCAGAGGCGCCGGCCAGGAUCGAGCUCCCGUCGGGUGUCCUGCUGGACAUUGGCGAGGUGUUCCCGUGGGCCCCACCGCCGCGCGUGCCCGCCUUGCCGGUGCGCCCUCUCGCGGGCAGCGACGCGGGCGACGCCCUGGCCGCGGCCCCUGCGGGGGCGCCCACGCCUCCGCCAGAGGGCCACGUGUGGGCCUUGGCGGAGCCCGCGCCUGGGCUGCCGAUCGGCUCCAUCGCGGACGCCUCGACGGAGAUUCUGGGAUCGACGCCCUCUGGCACCGGCGCGGCCGAGCAUGGCGAGUGGAGCAGAUGCCAGAGGCUGAGGUGGUCGACUGGACGUCUCGUCGCGUGGAGGAGCUGCGCCGCCUCUUGGAGAUGGCGCCGCCGGCCGCUGCUCCUGGCGAUGGGCCCCUGGCCCUCGGCGCCGGACCUGCUCCAGGCGGAGAUGCGCUACCGCCAGGGCCAGGCGUCAGAGGAGCGAAGCGGCGACGACACGAGAACCCUCUGGGUCGAGUGGGACGACCUGGGAGAGCGGUUCAAGGAGUUCAGGAAGGCUAUCAACGAGUCGGCGCUCGAGGAGGCCGGCUGCUUCGACCAGCUGAGCCUUGGCGGCCUCGCCUGCCUCGAGGUCGUCGCCCGCCGGCUCAACGCCAUCGUGGACGCCUACAAGCGCGGCGGGGCCCCGUCCAUCGCCAACGCCAAGUACCUGACGCCGCUUGGCGAGGCGGACGAGCUGCCGGCACCGGCCCGCCGCGCCAAGGAGGACUGGGAGGUGGAGCAGUCCAUGAAGAAAGCGGAGGUCUCAGAAUUUGUGAACCGCGCCUUGGCCAGCCUGAACUGGAUGGCCGGUUUCAAGGGCGCGUCGUCGACACCGCAGCCGGGCGCCUCGACCCUGGCCAAGCACGCAGCCCUUCAGCAGCAUUUGUGGCGCGAGGCUCAUCGGCGCCAGGCCGCAGCCCCCCCGACGCUGCCCAAGGCGGAGGCAGCCCUCAGAGAGUUGCUCCGGGGGCAGUCCGUGUACGAGACGGACGUCGCCCCGAGGAACCUCGUCUCCUACCAGCCUGGCAAGGUCUCGCUUCCCGAGAGCGCGCUGGAGCGCCGCUUCCUAGAGGGCAUCGCGAGCCCCGACUGCCGUCUCUUUCUGGAGGAGGAUCAGAAGCGAACGAGGUUGGAGCCGGAGGCAGUUGACUUCGACAGCAUGCCGUGUGUCUACAUGGACCCUAUGCUGAAGAGGAAUUCCAAGUGCCACCGCAAGUUCGCGCGGGAUCUUGCUAGACGUGGACUUAUUGGAGUGACUUCGAGGCCCGCCGAGUCGGCGGGCAUCUUCUUCGCGGCGAAGUCGGGCGGCGCUCUUCGGCUGAUCAUCGACGCGAGGCGCAGCAACGGCCACUUCAGAGCGCCGCCAUGCGUGCGACUUCUGAGCAGCGAGGGGUUCGGGCGCAUCGAGGUCGAGCUGCCGCCCAGGAUCCACCCCUCCUCCGAGGAGGGCCGCCGCUUGCUGGACGCCUUCUCCGUGCAUGUGACCACGACCGACGUCAAGGACUGCUUCUACAGGAUGCGUAUCCACGAGGACCUCGGCCGGCACUUCUGCCUGCCGGCCGCCCCUCGGCACGCGCUCGAGGGGCUGCCGGUCGCCGGCCUCCCCACCGAGGCGGCUUCGGACGCGAUGGUGCACCCCUGCCUGGGGGCCCUGCCGACGGGCUUCACGCGGCCCUUGCACCUGGCCCAGGCCGCCAACGAGGACAGGGUCUGCCGGAGCGUCAGCCUCCAGGAGGCGGUGCCGGCCGGCCGAGAGCAGCCCCUGAUACAGGACAAGGCGGAGGCUUUCGUGCUUCGCGCCUCGGCUCGAGGCGAGGGCGGGGCCUACGUCUACGUCGACAACUUGGGCGCCGUCAGCGGCGACGUCGCCCUCAGCGACAGGACGGUGUCCGAGUGGAGCGAUUUGUUCGAGCCGGUCGGGCUGGCCCUCCACAAGUCGGAGCCCCACGGCGGCUGGGGGGAGGCCCUCGGCACGGAGCUCGACGGGGGCCGCCUCCGGUCGACCGCGACGUCGGCCCGCUUCUGGAAGCUGGAGCGCGAUGGGUGGAUCCCUUGGAACCCGCGUGUCCUGGAGACCGACGCCAGCCUGGCGGGCUGGGCGAUGGCUCAAAGUUUCUGGGACCCCUCGCAGGUGGCCCGCGUGGGCCGCGUCUGCGAGCGAGCUCGGUCUACACGCGUUGGCCCCCACUCGGCUCGGGAGUCCGCACUCACCUCCACCCACCUCUUCCGCGAUGAAGACGGCGAGUGGAGAAGCAGCAUUGUCGGGGAUGAGCGUCGCCUUGGCGACUGGGAGGUCGCGGCGGAUUUCCCAGAGGUCCUUUGGCAGCUCCUCCGCGCCUCCGCAUGGAAGACGCCUCGAAAGGGCGUCUGGGCCUUAGAGAAGGGCAUCUUGGUGGUGGAGGCCCGGGCCCUGGCGAAGGCUAUGCGCAGGCUCGCUCGAACCAGGCACGGCGCCUGCAUCAGACAGCUCUUCAUGCGCGAUAACAUGGCCGUUGUUCUCGCCUUCGCCCGUUCGAGGAGUCACGACUUUAAGUUGCUAGCCCAGAUACGUCGCUUCAAUGCGCGCGCCCUGGCCCUCGGUAUCGCCCCGUACUUCAGGCCAGACGCGAGACCUGCCGCGUGCUCGAAGGCGCUGCCGGCCGCGAAGGUGAGGAGCGUUCGGGCCCGCCUGGAGACAGGCUCUGCGAUGCCACCGCUGCCUGCCCCGCUGACGCUCACCGACCUCGCGCCCGAGGCCUCCGCCAGCGUAGACGCGGCGGACGGCGAGGGCGAGCUCGACACGAGCGGCUCCGACAGCGUCGCGAACCAUGCGAGCGCGGCUCAGCGGAGGCCCCGCGUCCUCCAGGACUCCCGGCGCCGACGGCGAGCGGCGCCUUACGCGGACCUGAUCACGCAGGGCAAUUUGGAGGGGGGAACGUUGCUGGAGCGCCUGGCGGCGACGCGCCGCACGAGGGACCGCCACGCCAAGUAUCUCGAUCCCUUUUACUCGCAUGCAGGCCUGACCGACGAGAAGCUGGCGCAGGCCAAGGACGAGCACGUGGACUGCCUCCUCUGCGACUACUUCACCACGAUGUACCUUGCGGGCGAGCAGAGCAGCCUCGGGGACCAGACCGGGGCCGCGCUGCUGGACAGGCACCCGACUUUCGGCCGUUGGGGGGGUCGGACCUUGCCGCGCACCUGGCGGGCUCUGAAGGCCUGGAGGCGGCUGACGCCGUCGCGCACCCGCUGGGCCUUGCCCCUCGCAGUCUGGGCGGCCGUGAUGUGGCGCCUGGUGGACAAGGGGCUUGCGCUCAUGGCCCUGUUCCUGGCGGUCGGCCUCUCGGCCUAUCCGAGGCCAUCUUCCUUCCUGGCCGCUCGGAAGUGCGACCUGGCGCCUCCGUCUCGUGCAGCGGUGGACAGCUGGGACCUCCUCACACACCCGGAGGAGGAAGGCAGGCCGAGCAAGACGAAUCGCUACGACGAGGGAUGCCUGCUGGACUCGAGCUACCUGCGAGGUCUGGGCCCCCUCUUCGCCCAUCUGCGAGCUGCCGGAGGGGCGGAGAAGCUGCGGCCGUUCAACUACCUGGAGCUCUCGGAGGCCGCGUCGCUGGCCGCCGCCGAGGUCGGCGCUGGGAAGAUAACUUUGUACCAACUGCGUCAUUCAGGCGCCGGCAUCGACGUGGGCCGGCGUGCACGGACGUUCGAGGAAGUCCGACGCCGCGGAGGCUGUGCCCAGGCGCGGAGCAUGCACCGGUACGAGCACAGCAGCCGCCUCAGCGCCGAGUACGAGCGCUACCCGCCAGACCAGAGGGGGCUGCACGAGUCCUGCGAAGCUCACCUCAUGCAGAUCAUGCUGGGCCUUGCUCAUCCAGUCUGCUUCCGUCAGGAGAUGUUGGCCUGGCAGGCCCGCGCUCCAAGCUGA